Messenger RNA from Tachysurus fulvidraco (yellow catfish), 997 nucleotides. RefSeq names its product sushi, nidogen and EGF-like domain-containing protein 1. Bases 125 to 697 code for a protein of 190 amino acids. The transcript has 7 exons. The record is from RefSeq and is a predicted model, not a curated record. Lineage: Eukaryota; Metazoa; Chordata; Actinopteri; Siluriformes; Bagridae. Gene Ontology annotation, biological process: cell-matrix adhesion.
ACUAACAGAUACAUCAGAGCUGAAGUCUAAGAGACCCCGAGAGAGAGAGAGAGAGAGAGAGAGAGAGAGAGAGAGAGAGAGAGAGAGAGAGAGAGAGAGAGAGAGAGAGCGAGUGAGAGGCAGAAUGAGGCUCAGCACUGACUUCUCCAGCAGGGAGACCUAUACAAUGAGGUGUGUAAUUACACUGUGUGUGUUGAUAUUACAUGCAGUGGACCUAAGUAUGGCCCAAUCAACAGGUCCCUUUUACCCAUAUGGAACUGGAGACACUGUAAAUGUACGGAGUGAUGAUGGAAGUUCAUCUCUUAUUGUUCUUCAACAAGCAUUUAUAUAUUUUGUAAGGUCAUACAACCAAGUGUUUGUGAACAACAAUGGCCAUCUAACCUUUGUUCAAGCUUUGUCCAGAUCCUCUCACUACCAAUUCCCUGUGAAUGGUAGACAAGACAUAAUUGCUCUAUUUUGGACUGACAUUGAUAAUCGUGGAAACGGCGUCAUCUCAUAUCAACAGUUCACUUCGGUCAGUGUUCUGACUCAAGCUACACAAGACAUAAACCAGUAUUUCCACAAGCUGGGUUUCAGUGCUACUUGGGUCUUUGUUGCAAAGUGGGACAGAGUAGCCUACUUUUCGUAUAGUAAUACGAAUGUCUUCAAAAUUCCCUGGAUAUCACCACCGCUCAGGCAGGUCUUUGGGCACCCAUGAUAGUGCCUCAGUCUCCGUGGGGCCUUUUAUCCGGACCCCCCCAAAAAAGAGAUGUUUAGGACCAGAUGUGAGGAAAUGAAAAAGUCUUUCACUGGAUUUUCUGAACAUCCAGAUCAUUAUGCUGUGUUUCUAUGACUUCUGAAUCAUAAAGCAAUAUUAAUCAUUAAUUAUCCUAUUAGUAAAUCAAUUAAAUGAUGUCUUUAUAUGUAUCUCCUGAUUAACCAAAAUAAUUCUGCACAAAUCCUGAAAAUGUUUCAGGUUUGUUUUAAAAUUUUAAUAAACUUCUAUCUGUAUGCAUUA